Pan troglodytes (chimpanzee) is the source of this 894-nucleotide messenger RNA. RefSeq names its product small integral membrane protein 8 (gene SMIM8). The transcript is spliced from 3 exons. NCBI's taxonomy places the organism in Eukaryota, Metazoa, Chordata, Mammalia, Primates, Hominidae. The record is from RefSeq and is a predicted model, not a curated record. The coding region runs from base 105 to 398 and encodes 97 amino acids.
CUCCGCCGCUCUCUCUAGCAGGCGGGGCGGCGAAGCGGGGCGGGGCGUCUCGGGCGAGGAGAGGAGGUGACCCCGCGAAAGAUAAUAAAUCAUCAUUGAUCAAGAUGUCUUCAGCACCUGAGCCUCCAACAUUCAAAAAGGAACCACUCAAAGAGAAAGAGUUUCAAAGCCCAGGGCUCAGAGGGGUGCGCACAACAACCUUAUUUCGUGCUGUGAAUCCAGAGCUCUUCAUUAAACCUAACAAACCUGUAAUGGCUUUCGGAUUGGUAACUCUUUCACUUUGCGUGGCAUAUAUUGGUUAUCUACAUGCAACACAAGAGAAUAAAAAGGACCUCUAUGAAGCUAUUGAUAGUGAGGGGCACAGUUAUAUGAGGCGGAAAACAUCCAAAUGGGAUUAGUAGUGCUGGUUAGUGCAGAUGGACCUUUAUUAAAGGUUCUGAAAUCUUCAAAUGAAAGACCUUGUGAGUGUACAGUAUCGUGUUUCUUGUUCUAGAACAUGCUAAUGAAGAGAGAAGAUAGCAGUUGCAACCAGACAACUGUCGUAAAUUUUGUCCUUUCACAGCUGCAGCCAUUAUCUCAUUCUUUUUCCACAGAGUGAGCGUCAUAAUAUUUUUCUUUCCUUACCUCUUAUAAAAGUGCCAUGAGAAUGGAAGUUGUUUUUGUUAAUUAUUAAAUUCUGUAUAAUAAAAGUACCCAUGCUGUUAAAUUUGCAUGAUGUUUUAAAUAUUUUAAGAUGAAUUAUGCCGGUGCAGCUGUCGUGAAAGUUUACUUCUGUUUUGCUACUUGCAAAGGAAAUGUUCAUGUUCUCCCUGGCAUAGAACCUGUAUUUUUAAAGAAAGAUAAAUAGAAAUUUUAAGGCCUGAAGUCAAUAUUAAAAAUAUGAGAUAUGAGAAA